AUGGCUGAGACUGCCCCCGACAUCAACGGCGGUUCCGUCUUCGAGGCGACCAAGGCCAAUGCUGCCGCUGCUUUUGAUUCCGUCACAAACGGACCUGUUGCCCAAAAUGUCAAGGAACACACAGCAAAGGCUUCCAGUGAGCUGUCCAACCUUGCUGCAUCCCGAAAGACCCCCGAGACUCGCGCUGCCACUGGCCAGCCAUUGACACACUACCACUCGUUCUUCAACGAGUUGCUUUCUUGGAACAACCCUCGCGCUUCGGCUAUUGCGCUCGUCUCGACCGUCCUCGCCAUCCUCGCCUUCCGAUACGUUGAUGUCGCCCGCCACGGCCUUAGGUUGGCCUGGAUGGCUCUGGGAAUCACUGUUACGUCCGAGGCUAUCGGCAAGUUUCUUUUCAACAAGGGCAUCGCUACACAACUGCGCCCCCGCCGAUAUUACACUGUCUCCCGCGCCACCAUCGACUCUCUCGUCGGUGAUGCCCAUGAGCUCAUCAACUUUGUCGUGAUCGAGGCCCAGAGAAUUCUCUUUGUCGAGAGUAUUCCCGCUUCUAUCGCCACUGCCAUCCUCGCCUUCCUGUCCUACCACCUGACCAAGAUUGUCCCAUACUGGGGUCUUGCUAUUAUUGGUACUGUCAUUGCUUUCGUAGCACCCCUUAUCUACGUCAGCAACAAGGAGAUUAUCGACGAACAGCUCAAGAACGCUAGCGAAGCUAUUGAUGCCCAGACCGCCCAGGUUCGAAGUGUUGCCCAGAAGCAGGUUCAUCAGGUGGCUGAAGCAGGCAAGCAUUACGCUGGCGAUUACAGCCACAAGGUUCAAGAUUUGAUCCGCGGCCGCUCAAGCUCCCCUAAGCUUGUUGUUAAGCCGAAGCCUGAAUUCCCUUCCCCUCCCACCGAAGAGCCAACCAAGGUCCCUGAGAUUCAUGUGCCUGACGUUCCGGACGAGCCUAUCGGGGGCGUGAAGAAGGAAGAUUCUGAAUCUCUCUUGUAA
Molecule: messenger RNA, 987 nt
Organism: Clonostachys rhizophaga
Lineage: Eukaryota; Fungi; Ascomycota; Sordariomycetes; Hypocreales; Bionectriaceae
Source: the annotation of a GenBank genome assembly